Messenger RNA from Girardinichthys multiradiatus, 3822 nucleotides. It is a transcript of the gene siah2l, whose product is annotated as seven in absentia homolog 2 (Drosophila)-like. The transcript has 3 exons. Gene Ontology annotation, cellular component: cytoplasm. Lineage: Eukaryota; Metazoa; Chordata; Actinopteri; Cyprinodontiformes; Goodeidae. The record is from RefSeq and is a predicted model, not a curated record. The coding region runs from base 274 to 1233 and encodes 319 amino acids. Gene Ontology annotation, biological process: multicellular organism development; proteasome-mediated ubiquitin-dependent protein catabolic process. Gene Ontology annotation, molecular function: ubiquitin protein ligase activity; ubiquitin conjugating enzyme binding; zinc ion binding.
UUGAUAAAAUAUCUGAGUAAAUGACGUAUUUUCUGUUAGUUCCUUAACUUCGGAAUAUUAUGUAAGGACACGCCUCCCGUCUCUGAUUGGCUGAGCGGUCUGUCACUUCAUCCUGAACCAGCCAAUGGCAGCGCGCAGAUCAGAUUGCAAACUAAUACAAACUAGCCGCCGCCAUGUUGUGUCUCCGCGGCCCGGAGGGACGUCCGGUCGUAAAUAGUAAAUGACGGUACCGCCUGCUGGGCCUCUGACUGGACUGGACCUCUGCAGAAAGCCAUGAGCCGUCCGUCCUCAGCCAGCGGUGGAGGACCGGGAGCCGGUAAAGCAGGCGGGGGAAAGCACGGAGGCACCGGAGUCGCCGCCACCGCGGCCGCAGCAGCGGCAGCUGCGGCCGGUGUGGGCACCGUCACCGGGUCGGGUUCUGUCGCUCCAUCCACGGCCGGGUCCCUACCCCCUGCCGCGAGUCUUCCCGGGCAUCCCCCGGAGCUGACGGCUCUGUUUGAGUGCCCGGUGUGUUUCGACUACGUCCUGCCGCCCAUCCUGCAGUGCCAGGCGGGUCACCUGGUCUGCAACCAGUGCCGCCAGAAGCUGAGCUGCUGUCCCACCUGCCGCGGCCCGCUGAGUCCCAGCAUCCGGAACCUGGCCAUGGAGAAGGUGGCAUCCACGCUGCCAUUUCCCUGCAAGUAUUCCUCAGCCGGCUGCCUGCUGUCGCUACACCAUAGCGAGAAGCCCGACCAUGAGGAGGUGUGUGAGUUCCGGCCCUACACCUGUCCCUGUCCAGGAGCCACUUGCAAGUGGGCCGGCCCGUUGGAGGCCGUCAUGCCUCAUCUGAUGCACGCACACAAGUCCAUUACCACACUGCAGGGGGAGGACAUCGUGUUCCUGGCGACGGACAUCAACUUGCCAGGCGCCGUGGACUGGGUCAUGAUGCAGUCAUGCUUCAGCCACCACUUCAUGCUGGUUCUGGAGAAGCAGGAGAAGUACGAGGGGCACCAGCAGUUCUUUGCCGUAGUGCUGCUCAUUGGCACCAGGAAGCAGGCAGAGAACUUUGCCUAUCGCCUGGAGCUCAACGGGAACCGCCGCCGCCUCACCUGGGAAGCCACGCCCCGCUCCAUCCACGACGGGGUGGCGGCCGCCAUCAUGAACAGCGACUGCCUGGUGUUCGACACCUCCAUCGCUCACCUGUUUGCUGACAACGGGAACCUGGGCAUCAACGUCACCAUCUCCAUGUGUUGAGGAGCAGAGUGGUGGAGGCCAUGCAUCUCCAUGAGAGGAACACCUGAUAUGAGAGCAGGUUGGAACCCAAACAGACUGCUCUGCUCUGCUCGGCGUGACGUUCAGGGUAAGAAACUGAAACCGCUUCGAGGAUCGAGGAAGACGUCCGCUGAGCAGAAUCGACUUUUUGCAGGAAAGGUUUUUCUGCAGCAGCUUCAUUAAACUUCCUGUUGGCUCCACAGCCUCUUUGCUACGAUCUGAUCUUUCCUGCUGUCAGGACUCUGUGUUUGGAUGAAGAUUCUGGGAGAACUUCGGCUAUCAGGAAAACUUAUGCUUAAGAAGAAUCUGCAGACAGAAGAAAAUGGAAGUUAAAGGUCCACUAAACCUUCUGUAAUGGUUCUGAGCCUGCUUAUUUUCUGAUUUGGGUGCAGAAUGGUUCUGAGAAAAAAGUUAAAAAUGUUAAGUUUAAAGAAAAGUUGUAAGGUUCUCCAGCUCUCCUGUUGGAGAAGAUGUUCACUGCUUCUGAUAAAUUAUCUGUGGAUCAGAACAUUUUACCGGCUCUGCAGGCUGAGACAGGAGCUCAUGUGGGCUGAAACAAGAAGGUUCUGGUUUAGAACCUAAAGAGGGAAAUCUGAGGAUGUAAUUUACUGACGUUCUCAUCAUGUUUCAGUCCAGCUGAUGGAACCUUCUGGAUUUUAGCUUUUCUUUGAUUGAAAAUAAAAAUAAAUAGUUUGGACACCAAAACCUAGAAUAUUUGUUCACUUGUGCAAUGUUUUGGUAUAAAAAGGACUGAAUGAUGAAUUUGAUCCAUGAUGAUUGGUUUAGUUCUUUACACACGACAAAACUCAGACCUUCUGUCUUCUCAACUUCUAUCCAAUCCUGAUUCUCCAUGUUUCCUUCUUCAGGAGCUCAAAGAGAAAUGUAGACAGUCUGCAGGUAAAACAGAUCAUCAUCAGGGUGUUUCCCUAAUGUUCUCCAUCAGGCUCCUUGUAGAAUUAAACCAGUACCAGUCUAUCUAUUGGCCAGUAGGGGGCGACUCCUACACAAUUAAAUCAACCAGUGAUGAAUCCAUGAGCAAGCUGAGGUUUCUGAUGUUCCUGUUUCUCUUCAAAUUGGCUUAAAGAGGGAGGGAAACUUUCCUCUGAAGCUGAAACUGAGUCUAAGUCCAAAGAAAAACCUCCAGGAAGUCUGACAUCUGCAGAAGAUCCCAGGGUGUCUGGCUUCUAAAUUCAAGUAAGGACAGAUGUUGGUUUCUGGACAACAUUCUGUCUUCUUUGUGUUUGUAGGAACAGGAAGCUGCAGAAAAACAAAGAAAAACUGCUCUCCUACAUUCAGGCACAAACCUGCAUGGUGACAUUAGUUCUGUUCUGUUGGUUCUGUGGUGUUGAGGGAACAUCUAGAUAGAAGUGACUGAUGGCUGUCAUGCUGGGACUGUGGAAUGUGGAUCAGAGGAAUGAUCUGACAGGAAGAAGACACCUGAUUUACAAUCUGAGCUGUUUGUGAAAUCAUUUUCAUAAAAAUAUAUUCCCAAACCAAAUCAGUUUUAAAGAGUUUUUCAUGUUUUCCAACCGAACAUGGACAUGGCUGCUGGACCUUCCAUGUAAAAACAGACAAACCUUGGCUGCUUGACUGAUAGGAAGGUUGCUGGUUCAGAUCCCAGCAGCGUUUGCCCUGUCGUCUCGUUUUGGAGGCCAGAGUUUGACGUCAUCUCAGAUGAAAGCAGGAAAAUGGAGGACCCCUCUGUUCAGCCGCAAGAGCCUUACUUUUCUACUUCCGACCUCUUUCUGUGCUGCUGAUUUUCACUGAGAACAGAUGGAAUAUGACCCAGAUUUCUGCUCAUCUGUUGGGACAGGAUGCACUGAUGGGACCGUUUCUACAGAAUUAUAUGGAAUUCUGGAUCGAACCACAAACAUUCCUUGUUUUCUAAUCGUUGUAGCAAGAAGAUACCUCUGAGCACAUCUGUAAAGCUCUCACACCUUCAGCCUCAUUGAAACCUCAUAUCAGAGCGGUGCUCCCCCAGCUGCAGGAAAAACUGACGCUAACCGUAGCUCAGGACACUUUACAAAAGAGUCUAGUCAACGGAAACCUUUAAUCUGCGGUUUUAUUGACAAUGUUGAAGCUCAGAAUAGUCAAUCAUAAAGAUCAGUUUAUGUGAGCAGAAGGAAGAAUAGUCCACAACUUUUUUUUACCUUUGGUUGUUUUUAACUUCUGCUGAGGCUAGCAUAGCAUCUUUAGCACGCUAGCUUUGGUUUUCAAAUAACACUCAUGUCAAUAAAAUGUUAAAUGUAAUUUUUAUUUACAGGCUGACAAUCAAAGCACUCUGCUGGAAAAAUGUGUUAAUUUGUUUCCUUUCACACAUUUAUUAAUAUUUUUUAUCAUGGCUAACAGCCUGACCUCAAGACAAAAAGGCGGGAGAAUCUGACUGGUCCAAAUGUUGCAGCCAUGCUAAAUGAAAGCUACGCCUUCGUUAAAGUUUUGGCUUUUACAAGUUUUGUUAUCUAAGAUUUUUAAGGACGACUUAAUUUCAGAAAAUGUUCCCUUUUGGCUUCUCGGUUUAAUCAAUAAUAACUCUGGUAUAUGACCAUUAAACUGCAUCUGGUUUAAAAUCCG